AUGAGCUUCUCAGCAAGACGAGUUUCGACCCUCAGGUCGGCCCUGCACGCGAGCCAAGAUGGUCGCCGCUUCUCCAUCCAUCCUGAAGAUGAAAACGUCUCUGCUCCGCACCGAACCCUCCGGGACCACCCAAGUCACAAGCCACAUGCUGCGCUUGACAGCUCAAGAGCUUCGACUGGUGUCAUAUGGACCACCGAACAAGCAGCGCGCCAUGGCUUUCUCGAGGAGCCGCAGAAGUGGGCCAAUCUAGGUCAAGGUGCGCCUGAAGUCGACGAUGAUAUUGACGGCUGUUUUCCUCGCCCAACUUCGAUCCCACUGACCAACCAUGGACGAGAAUAUGGGCCAACGGCUGGCAUCAAGCCUCUUCGAGCCGCCGUUGCAAAGUUAUAUAAUGACAACUACCGCCAGGGCAAAGAGAGCCAGUACUCGUGGGAGAAUGUGUGCAUUGUGCCAGGAGGAAGAGCAGGUUUGAUCAGAAUCGCUGCUGUAUUGGGCAAUGCGUAUCUCGGCUUUUUCAUUCCCGAUUAUACGGCCUACAACGAGAUGUUGUCGCUAUUUCGCAACUUCGUUGCUAUACCCACGCCUCUCUCUGCUGCUGACGGGUACCAUAUCCAUGCCGACAAAAUCGCCGACGAGCUGGCGCGCGGUACCAGUGUCAUCUUAACCUCGAAUCCUCGUAACCCAACCGGCCAUGCUUUGGUUCCCGAAGAGCUCGCCCUGAUCCAAGAUAUUUGCCGGGACAGAGCAACAUUGAUCUUUGAUGAGUUUUACGCUGGUUACAGAUACGACUCCAACUGCGAUGGGAGCACCAUCUCUGCUGCGUCUAAUGUUAUUGACGUUGAUCGGGACGACGUGAUCUUAAUUGACGGUCUCACAAAACGCUUCAGACUCCCAGGCUGGCGCGUCGCUUGGAUUGUUGGUCCGAAGGAAUUUAUCAAGGCGCUCAGCUCAAGUGGAAGCUAUCUCGAUGGUGGCUGCAAUGUACCAUUUCAAGAGGCUGCCGUUCCGAUGCUCGAUCCUCCGAAAGUCAAAGCUGAAAUGAAAGCCCUUCAAAGUCACUUCAAGAUGAAACGAGACUACGUCCUGAAGAGACUCGAAGAAAUCGGAUUCAGAUGGGGCGACCAGAACAUUCCGCAGUCGACCUUUUACAUAUGGUUGGAUUUGGCGUCGCUGGAACCUCCCUUGCCAAAGAACAGCCCGAUUGACAUCUCUAACGGACUGUCAUUCUUUGACGCACUGCUCCAAGAGCGAACUAUCGUAGUCCCGGGAAUCUUCUUCGACCUCAACCCAGCCAAGCGACGCGAUCUCUUCGAUAGUCCUUGCCAUCACUUCGUUCGUAUUAGCUAUGGUCCCAAGAUGGAACAGCUGAAGAUGGGGAUGGACGGAAUUGAGAGAGUGGUCAAGCGUGCGAGAGGAGAGUUCGGAGAAUUUGACACCGCUAUUCACGAUGAGCCUGAGAGCAAGAGCCCUGGCAGCCCGAUUCAAUUCUGGAAAGGUCAGGGUCAGGGCGAACGCUUUCAAUGA
This is a messenger RNA of Fonsecaea pedrosoi CBS 271.37, 1524 nucleotides long. RefSeq lists its product as uncharacterized. Gene Ontology annotation, molecular function: pyridoxal phosphate binding. Lineage: Eukaryota; Fungi; Ascomycota; Eurotiomycetes; Chaetothyriales; Herpotrichiellaceae. Gene Ontology annotation, biological process: biosynthetic process. The coding region runs from base 1 to 1524 and encodes 507 amino acids. The transcript is spliced from 11 exons. The record is from RefSeq and is a predicted model, not a curated record.